Molecule: messenger RNA, 471 nt
Organism: Phytophthora sojae
Lineage: Eukaryota; Oomycota; Peronosporomycetes; Peronosporales; Peronosporaceae
Exons: 1
Coding region: 1-471 (156 amino acids)
Source: RefSeq, a predicted model, not a curated record
AUGCACGCGAAUACUACGAUUACGUCGGACAAGGCCUUGCGGGCGGCUAUGGGCCGUCGAGGGGUUGAGGAGGCUGCUUGGGAGGGACUUCGCGCGCUUUUCCACACCGAAUAUCUUCUCAUGGCCGAAUACGUAGAAGCUGUGCUUCCCGUGUUGUACGUGGCCUAUCUAGCGCUUAUUUAUCACUUGCCAGUGGCAAGAUUUUACCCUCAUACCGCUUCUCUAAGCCCCGAAAAUUUGGUUCGGACGGUGGUUAGUGUCCUGAUGUACGCCACAGUCGAGACGGUCACGUUUAUCGGCCUAUUGGCCUUGAUGAGGAAGAAAUUCGGGAUGUCGCCACUGUACCAGCUCGCAUUCGUACUGGAAACACAGGCGCACACGCUGCAGGGCCACUUGUUCGUCUGGUCCAUCUACAUUCUGCAUCUGCCGCUAGUGCACUACGGUAUGGAUCUCAGCUUGGGUUUGUCGUGA